Molecule: messenger RNA, 592 nt
Organism: Zingiber officinale
Lineage: Eukaryota; Viridiplantae; Streptophyta; Magnoliopsida; Zingiberales; Zingiberaceae
Product: malonyl-coenzyme A:anthocyanin 3-O-glucoside-6''-O-malonyltransferase-like
Exons: 1
Coding region: 35-592 (185 amino acids)
Source: RefSeq, a predicted model, not a curated record
AAAAAACUGAUUACACUACUGUUCUAUCCUCGAGAUGACGUCGCCACCAUCGGAGCUCAGAGUCCUCGAGGCCGCUCGAGUUGGUCCUCCGCCGGGAUCGGUGCCGGAAUCUUCCCUUCCCUUCACCUUCUUCGACAUCGCGUGGCUCUACGGCCGCCCGGUGCAACGUGUCUUCUUCUACCGUUUCCCCCACUCCGCCUCCCACUUCAUGGAGUCCGUCUUCCCCACCCUCAAGUCCGCCCUUUCACUCACUCUCCGCGAUUUCUACCCCCUCGCAGGAAAGGUCCGCCUCGCACCUGGCAGCCAGAGUCAGUAUGAGCUCCACUACGCCGAGGGAGACUGCGUCCCCUUUGUGGUUGCCGAGCACGACGGCGACUUCGACGACCUUUCUGGAUACCACCCGCGACAGUACACCGGGGUACGACCAUUGGCUCCCCAGAUUCCGGAGCCCACAGACGACGACCAACGUCCGGUGAUGGCCCUGCAGGUAACUCUGUUCCCGAACAGAGGCUUGGCCUUGGCCGUCGCCGUGCACCACUUGUCCUGCGACGGCUCGAGUUCCACGCGGUUCUUGUCGUCGUGGGCUCGUUGA